Molecule: messenger RNA, 401 nt
Organism: Salvelinus sp. IW2-2015
Lineage: Eukaryota; Metazoa; Chordata; Actinopteri; Salmoniformes; Salmonidae
Product: pleckstrin homology domain-containing family A member 7-like
Biological process (GO): positive regulation of transcription by RNA polymerase II; hippo signaling
Cellular component (GO): cytoplasm; nucleus
Molecular function (GO): protein binding; transcription coactivator activity
Source: RefSeq, a predicted model, not a curated record
CCCUAGCGGUGAUCAUUGGACUGAAAACUCUGCGGAGGGGAAGAUGAGAAUGAAAUAGCUUGAACAAGAAGCCGGGAUCAUGGCGGCACCGCUCGGGCGGGACACUCUACCUGACCACUGGUCCUAUGGAGUUUAUCGAGAUGGCAGGGUCUUCUUCAUCGAUGAUAAAACUCACAGCACUACUUGGCUCCAUCCCCGUACGGGUGAACCUGUCAACUCUGGACACAUGAUACGAUCAGAUUUACCACUGGGAUGGGAAGAAGGAUUCUCGGACGAGGGGGCCAGCUACUUCAUUAACCAUAACCAGAAGAGCACGUCGUUCCGACACCCUGUGACUGGACAGAUAUCUCCAGAAAACACUGAAUAUAUGCUCCACGACAAGUGAGUGCACCUCUACUCUU